Messenger RNA from Nilaparvata lugens (brown planthopper), 3056 nucleotides. RefSeq lists its product as uncharacterized. The transcript is spliced from 3 exons. Lineage: Eukaryota; Metazoa; Arthropoda; Insecta; Hemiptera; Delphacidae. The coding region runs from base 174 to 623 and encodes 149 amino acids. The record is from RefSeq and is a predicted model, not a curated record.
GUAUAUGAGCAGUGUUGUGAUGUGAAUAUAUUUGCAGAUGGCGACAGUUGCAGUAGAUAGCAGCCAAGAACCAGCGCCAGAGUGCAGCACUGCAUUCGCUCCAACCGAUAAUGACUUCAGCCAACAACAUUAUUUAAUCCCUGGCUACAAUCUAAUAUUCAUCAAAGAAGAAGAUGGCGACAGUUGCAGUAGAUAGCAGCCAAGAACCAGCGCCAGAGUGCAGCACUGCAUUCGCUCCAACCGAUAAUGACUUCAGCCAACAACAUUAUUUAAUCCCUGGCUACAAUCUAAUAUUCAUCAAAGAAGAAGAUUCCCAAGAUUUAGAAGACAUUUCAGAAGUUGACUUUGGCGCAGUGAAGAGUGAAGCAGAGAUGUGGCCUUCUAUCAGCGACACUGCCAAUGCAACAGAAGUGGGUGGACUGGAUGCACAUUCAAUCCCUCCAGUGGAAAAGUGCACUGAGCCAACUGUAGCUGGCAAAGAGACCAAGCUCUACAGCUGUGCUGACUGCAGCUAUAAAAGUCCAUGGAUUUCUGCUUUGAAGACACACAUUAGAACACACACUGGGAAAAACCAUUUAGUUGCGAAUUUUGUGACUACAAAUGUGCUCAAUCAGGUGGUUUGAAGAGUCAUAUCAGACUGAAACACACUGGGGAAAAAGCCUGUGUGAAGAAAUAAUUCUGAGAUAAAUGUUACUUAAUGUGCUGAUUCAUGUACUUAUAAGGCACAUAAUAUUAGAACGCACACCGUUGAAAAAUAAUUGUAUAAUAGUUCUAUUGACAUUGUUUUGUUUUGCUAUUGAGAUUUGUGUGAUUGGUGUCAGAUUCUCGUGCGCUUAAUCAUUUAUUGUAACUUAAUUGAGUAAAUUUCAAUUCAGUACAUUUUUUUGUACUGACGAGGAUGACAUGAAGGUUUAGCACUUAGCAGAUUGAAACAUCAAUUGGGAUUAAUGAGUGCAAUUUUAUGCAAGUUGAGUCUAUGUCUUUAUCCAUCUGCCAGAUUUACUUUUCUCUCCUCAUAUUAACUUAUCCAGAAAUAUUAAUCUGCAGAAAUCAAAGCAACAAGUUGGUGAGUUUCUAAUGCUUUAUCCUUGAAACUUGGUCUUGCAAGGAGCUCUCCCACUCUCGUUAAAUGAAAAGAAUAUUCAUGCCUCUUCAAUUGUAAAUUCGUAAAAUUCAAAGCAAUCUACACAUAAUAUUUUUCCAAAUUUAUUUGCAGUUUUAUUCGUUUACAAUAUGAAUUUCUGCAUUGUUACAAUGAAUCUACAUAUAUUCAAUUAUAUAAAUCACAAAUUUAUAAAAUACAUAAUAAGACACUAAAUAAGUUUAGUAACUAUUAUAAAGCUACUAUUGUUUCAUUUGAAUCCAAUCGUGUCGUUGGAGUUGGAUCCAAGGGAGGAAAGCGGUAAAAAAAUUAAAAACAUCAAAAGUCAUCCAUCUAAAAACUCGAGAACCGAGAAAUAAGCUCUAUUUGUCAAUACUUUGAGAUAUUCUUAUUGAAUUGAAAUUUUGAAUUAAAAACUUAAGUUUCGCUUGGAAAAUUGUAAGUACAUAAUAUAGUACCUUGUCUUCUAUGGGAGAACAUACGGUAGGCUACCUGAUAUUCUAAGACACCAAUGAGCCUCACAACUGUUAUAUGUCAGCCAAGUCCGCCAGUUUAUAGUGUUCUUGUGGAAUUAUGUUUAAUCUGAAUGGUCAUUCCCAGACUCACUGUCAUAUGUAAAGUGUUUAGUUGUAGAGUGCUAGUAAAUCGAUAAUUAUCCAUUCAAUCUUACAACCCAGAAAGAUUGUCUUGUUGGGAGAUUCAUACAUGAAUCAAGGUUCAUCUGAUUUAUAAAAUUAAUUUUUAGCUCAUUGAAUUUAAGCAUUGAGUAAUAAUUAUUAGACUGAUAGACAUGUGUCAAGUAUUCAGUUAUGAAUGUAUUCCAAUUAAAUCACUUGGCAGUGUUUGGAAAAUGAUAAAUGUUUUCUGGAUGCUGACUGGUUCACUGUUGCCAACUACAAAAUUCUCACCCACUGACUCAAAUUAUCUAUCAUCUUUCUCAAUUGAAUGUCAUUUUCAUUGCAAUGUUUAUUUAUCUCCAUGACUGAGUUCAGUAUUAGUGUAAAGCAGAUGGAAAGUGUAAGCUACCUGCAAUAUUGACAAUGUAAUCCCUAGAACAACAAUUGAUACAAUUGUCUAGAAAAUGUGUGGAAACGAUGCUAGAUUCUUUCUUCUCUCUCUGAAAAGUGGGUUUAAUGAGAAUUAUCAUCCAUUCAUUGAUUAUGUUGACAAAUUAAUAUUAUUAAUCACCCGAGAAAUGUUCUUCUUCAUUUGUACAUCAUGUACUAGUUUAUUCAGGACUGAAUGUCAGAGGUUGUCUGGUAUAGCUCAGCUGGUAGAGCUGCCUCCUCAAAUGUGAAAAGAUCCAUUCUGAUGAUCCCAUCUUCAUGACAAUUAAAUUUUCAUUAAAUUACCACCUCUUCAACAACAAAACGACAAUAUUGACUUUGCAAAACCCUUUGAACUGCUAUGCUCCAUAUGAUGAAGUUAUUGUUGUUAAUAUGGCUGCGUUGAUUAAUUCAAAAAGCCUCAUGGCAUAUUAUAGAUUUUAUCACUUAUUUAGAAUAAGAUGGGAUACAAGUUGAGAGGGACUAAUUGAUUUUACUUUAUGGACUGUUGAGAGUUCAAUCCUUAUGAAUACUGUAUAAAUUUUGUAUUGUAUCACAAACAGUUUUAAUUCACUAGAGAUUCAUUAUAUUAAUAUUAUUUAGAUUAGCCUAUCAAUAGUUUUUAGCAAUCUAUUGUGAGAGAAACUUCUUGUUAAUCUUUGAGGAAUAUUCUAUACAUUUCUCCUGCCUUCCAUCAUUAUUUACUCCAAUUUAGCAACUUGCAAUAAAUUCUCGAAAUAGUCCUAGCGUACAAUUUUUGAUAUUUCUAGCUUCUAGGUGUGGAACUCCUAUUCCCCCACGGGUAUCUGUGGUUAUAUUUCUAUAAUGUGUAUCUUUUUGUAUAAUUUAACUUAUACUCUAACUACUGUUGAAAGAACAAAAAUAAUAAAGAAAAAUCAAACAUUGAA